Molecule: messenger RNA, 2430 nt
Organism: Didymosphaeria variabile
Lineage: Eukaryota; Fungi; Ascomycota; Dothideomycetes; Pleosporales; Didymosphaeriaceae
Exons: 3
Coding region: 1-2430 (809 amino acids)
Source: RefSeq, a predicted model, not a curated record
AUGACAUCCACCUCCACGAACGCGCAAAACCCGCCCACCGUCGCCGCCUCCAAGCCUUCUGCCCCCGCGAACUCGUCCUCGUCUGGAUCGUCCGCCGUGGCCGCUGGUCAGGCCGCGCCCACUGCACGCAGUUCGUACGCCAACGCGACCAAAUCUCCCCCGAUCGCGAACAGCGCUGCGCCUGUUGUGGUGGGUAGUCAGCAACAUGGCAAGAGCAUCUCCCCGGUGAAUGGGAACUCCAUAAAGCCAGCAGUCCCCGCUAUGGGUCCUACCAUUGCCAACGGCGCCGCCGCUUCACAGGGUGACCACAGCCGCAAGUCCUCCGUGACAAUUAGCGCCGCCGGUACCAGUGGCUACAUUCCCAACGGAGGCCCAGUCCCCAACUCGCGGGCGCCCUCCAACCUCACCUUCGGCUCGAUCGCUGGCUCUCCCGCGCCUUCACACGCCGUGCCGCACCCGCAAGGACAGACCCUCAACCCACAGGCUCCGAACCCGCGUGUCGCAUCGCCCGCGCAUUCGCCCUCGCCGAUCCCUACGCCCAUAUCGAGCGGCGGCAAGCCUGACAAUCUGCCCACUCGCCCGGGCCUUGUUUUCGGCGGCGGUAGCGAAACUGCUGACUCAAACUCACGAGCUAUAUCACUGCCCCCGCAACCAAACUCGCUGCCCCAGGCACAGCACUUGCGCCGCGAAUCUUCACAGUCUGCGCACAGUGACAUGAGCAACGCGAAUAUGAGCCGAGGCUUUCCCCCAAAUGGCGGCCGUGGUCGAGGAGGAUAUAACAACUACCCACCCAUGCACCCUGGUGCCUCCCCUCAACCCUUCCGCGCAUUGCCAAACCAGCCUCGCGGACCUAACAUGCCUCCAGCAUUUCAACCGCAAAUGCAUCCCAACUCCCCAUACCGCGCUAAUAGAUCGCCUGCGCUCACCCCAGCCGCGAUUCACCAGCAGGCUAACUACAGCGGCUACGGCUACAAUCCUCAGCAGCCCUACGCUCAACCGGUUCGUAUUUCUUCAAGUAUCUCAGUUAAAUCUCCCGUAUCCGAGUCGCGCGAGUCGGCUCAGCCAACACAAACUUCUCGGAUACAAAUUUCUUCUCAGUCCUGUCCUGUACCUUCGGCAGUCACGAAGCAACCCAGCUUGCAGGAGCAUCGCGGUUCGUCGUUGUACAGCGGCCUUUUCGAUCCUGUCAACCCACCUUUCUCUUCCAAGUACAUUGAUGAACAAUUUCUGACCGAAAUACAACAAACACAGGCCAUGUACGGUCCACCUCAAGGCUUAGACCCAUACAACGGUUACUACGGCCAAAACUACCCCGGUCAGAACUACGGGAUGCCCCAAGGUAUGCACUACCCAGGUGUCCCAGCGUCUCCAGGACGCGGUGCCUACCCUCAGCAGGCCUAUCCCGUCGCGGGAUAUGGCCAGCCGCCGCAAGCUCAGGGUAUGUCGCGCACGCCUUCGAACAUGUCCGAGCGACCGCCGUCUGCUGCCCAACAGCCUUCUACACCUGCCAUGACCAACGUGAGCCACGUCUCUCAGACGCCGAGUGCCCCGUCAGGCAGCCCAGCUCCGGGCUCUUCCUUCUCCAUACCGCCAAAGACUAAGAGCAAGGCGAUUGUGAUCAAGACGGCCGACGGCCAAGUUGUUGAUUUCAACAACAGCAAGAAGCCCGCAUCGCCUGCUCCGCCGCCCGCGCCCUCCAAGUCUCCUGCCAUCGUUGCCACCCCCACGCCUCCGCCUCGUCCUGAGUCUACACAUAGUCGCUCGGAGACCAAGUCUGCCAGCGAAGUCAAGGCUGAUUUCAUCAAACAAUUCCAGCAACAACUCAAAGUCGAUAGUCAAAAGGAGGAUGAAGACAAGAAGAAGGCAGCUGAAGCAAAGGAGGCCGAGGAAAAGGAACAGAAGGCGAAGGAGGAGGCUGAAGCAGCAGCCAAGGCCGAAGCAGAGAAGGCUGCUAAAGAAAAGGAGGCUGCUGAGGCUGCCGCCAAGAACGAUGAAGAGGAGGCUAAGCGUAAGGCAGAGGAAGAACAGCGCAAAGCCGAUGAAGAGAUGGAGCGCAUGAUCGAAGAGAUGGAGCGCGCCGAGAAGGAGGAAGAGGAGCGUGAACGCAAGUUCGCCGAGGAGAGAAAGGUGAAGGCCGAAGCUGAGAAGGCUCGCGAAGCUGAACGUGCGAAGGAAGCAGACGAGAAGAUGAAGCAAGCUGAGCGUGAAGCUGAAGAGCGGGAGGCUGCUCGAGAGGCCGAGACGCCUGAACAAAAGGCAGAACGUGAGAAGGUCAACCGUGACGCAUUCGCUAGCCUCAAGAAGAAUACCAUGUUUGGACCUGGUGCCAACCAGACCGAGGAGACCCCGCGCCACCCGCCGAGCCCACUGUCACCCCACCCACCCAAGUCAAGCCACCUGGAGCAGGGAAGCCGAAGCCUGCACAUCUGA